CAGUGAGACUUUUUUCAUCCCCACAGAUGUUUCAGUAUGAUCAGCGAGGAGUGCUGCAACUUUCCUGAGGAGGAUUUACUUUUACACCGGGCUGUACGGGCGUAAAUGUUUACGCGCGGAGUGUAAACCGAGGGGAUAACAGUCUACAAAUUGAAGGGAUUUGACUCUUUUAAAGGAAGAAGAAGAAAAAGAAAGAGAAGAAAAUGCCUGUAGCUAUUCUCAUGCCUUUCACGGCAACCCCGAGUAGGAAGUCCGUUAGCGCGACCUCGUUCCGGCUAACGGAGAAAUUCAUUCUGCUCUUAGUUUUCAGCGCCUUCAUCACCUUCUGCUUCGGAGCUAUCUUCUUCCUGCCGGAUUCCUCCAAGCUGUUUUUUUUCCGCUCCGACCCGGCGGUGGAGGGCGACACCCGGACAGGUACGGACGGAGACUCCGGCGGCACGGCGGGCAAGGACGAGAAAAUCUUGGCCAAGAUUCGGAGAGACCACGAACAGGCGCUGCUCGAAGCCAAGGACACGCUGCAGAAGCGGCCGGACGAAAUCAAGCAGGACAUCCGAAGUGAAAAGGACCAAGUUGCGAAGAACCGAGGAGGCGAGAAUGACGACGGCUCUCUGCCAGUUCUCGAGUACGCGCGACCACCUGGGGCAACGGGGCGCGAGCCCUCCGACCCGGAAACGAGGGAGAAACGAGCAAAAAUUAAAGAGAUGAUGCAGUUUGCUUGGGAUAAUUACAAGCGCUUUGCCUGGGGCUCCAACGAGCUGCGGCCCGUCUCCAAGCAAGGGCACUCCAGUAAUCUGUUCGGAAGUCUGAAGGGCGCGACCAUCGUGGAUGCUCUGGACACGCUCUACAUCAUGGAGAUGUAUGACGAGUUCGAAGCCGCCACCGAGUGGGUGGAGAAAAAUCUCGACUUUAACAUGAACGCGGAAAUCUCCAUCUUUGAAGUGAACAUCCGCUUCGUCGGAGGACUUCUCUCCGCCUAUUAUCUCUCCGGAAAAGAGGUGUUCAGGAAGAAAGCCGUCGAGCUGGGAGAGAAAUUACUGCCUGCAUUCAAAACACCCACAGGCAUCCCUUGGGCUCUCCUCAACCUAAAAAGUGGAAUAGGCAGGAACUGGCCGUGGGCGUCAGGAGGCAGCAGCAUAUUAGCCGAGUACGGCACGCUGCAUUUGGAGUUCGUCCAUCUGAGCAAGCUGUCUGGGAAACCUGUGUUUGCAGAGAAGGUCAUGAACAUCCGGAAGGUUCUGAAUCGUCUGGACAAGCCACAAGGACUUUACCCCAAUUACCUCAACCCCAACAGUGGACAGUGGGGACAACAUCACGUGUCUGUGGGCGGCCUGGGUGAUAGUUUCUACGAGUACCUGAUCAAAGCCUGGAUCAUGUCUGACAAGCAAGACGAAGAAGCCAGGAAGCUCUACUACGACGCCCUGAAGGCCAUCGAGACGGGUUUGAUCCGGAAGUCGAGUAGCGGUCUCACCUACAUCGCAGAAUGGAAAGGAGGUCUCCUCGAGCAUAAGAUGGGUCACCUGACCUGCUUUGCUGGGGGGAUGAUCGCUCUCGGGGCUGACGGAGCUCCUGAGGACCAGACGGGUCACCAGAUGGAGCUGGCAGCCGAGAUCGCACGCACGUGCCACGAGUCGUACGCCAGAACCAACCUUAAGCUGGGGCCCGAGGCGUUCAGGUUUGACGGCGGCGUGGAAGCCAUCGCCACACGACAGAACGAGAAAUACUUCAUCCUGAGGCCAGAAGUCAUCGAAACCUACAUGUACAUGUGGAGGUUCACUCACGACCCCAAAUACAGGCAGUGGGGCUGGGAGGCCGUCAAGGCUCUGGAGGAGCACUGUAAGGUAGAGGGAGGCUACAGCGGCGUGAGGGACGUCUACAGCAACACUCCCAACUACGAUGACGUCCAGCAGAGCUUCUUCCUGGCUGAGACGCUAAAGUAUCUGUACCUGCUGUUCUCUGAUGACGACCACCUGCCGUUUGAGCACUGGGUCUUUAACACCGAGGCUCACCCGCUGCCCGUCAUAAAGCGAGAGAGAGACAGCUCAGACAGGAACGACCAGCUGUAAGAGCUGGUUUCCCCACAAAGCCCCCGCAGGGACGCCUCCAGCUGUGAGAAGUGCUCUCGCACCAAUCUCCGGCAAAGUGGGCAGUGCGGUUGACCUUUGACCUCGCCAACCCCUCUCCACCCAAACAUGCCCUGCAGGGCUUCCUGGGGUUGAACAUCAUCUCCACUAUCGUUUAGAGAUAGCAGUGUGCAUGCUGCCCUUCUCCUGAUCCCCUUCCGCGCCCUUCUCACCCCUAACGUUGAUUCGGUCCUCUUUCUGAGCCUCGGAGGUCUGAACGAGCUUCUCUCCUCCGUGAGGAGACCAGACCAUCUCUACUCGAAUGUUUAACAUGUUUCAUCCUCACACACAUCAUGCAAAAAAAAAAAAAAAAACAAACAAAAAAACCAAGCCAUACUUCAGACCACAGCUGUCAUGCUGCGGGAGUUUGUUUGAUUCUGAUUCGUUGAUAUGAUUUCUAGUAAGGGUGUGGGGUGUUUGUUUGUUUGUUUGUUUGUUUGUUUAUUUCUGUCAAUCACAAUUGCAGGGUAGUGACAUGGAGUUAACUAGUGCCUUUUUAGCUUAAUGACCAACUGUUCUGCUAUUAUAAGUGAUUCCAUGACAGUUGAACUGAUGAAGCUUUAGUUCGGGAAGAGUACGGGGUUUUUGUUUGUUUGUUUGUUUGUUUGUUUGUUUGUUUGUUUCGUUUGCCCCCCCCCCCCCCCCCCCCCCCGCCUCUCGGUUGUCUGUCCUCAGAAUUCCAGGACAACAUAAGAGAUACCCGGAAGACAUUCCCAGCCUGAAUAGAUAACUCGCUAGACUCGACAUGAUCGGUGUGUUGGGGGCAAAUCUCAGAACCGCAUCCUGUUUGAUUCCAUUUCCGCAUACGUCAGUGCUUCCUUUUUUUAAUCCUUCCUCUGGUCGCAUUCGGUUUCAAUAACGAAGCACGGACGUUUCCUGUUUACUCGAUCGGGCGUGGCUGAACUAUGUAACGGACAUGUACAAAUAGGAUAGUUUGGGUUAAUUUAUGACUUAAGAAGUGUUUUAGCCUUGUAGGUGCACGGAUGAAGGAGCUGUCCUCGCCGAUGGCGGCAACGACGACGACGACCGGAGAAAUCGUCGUCCGGCGCUAACGGGCACACGACGACAGCAUCAAUCAAAAAGCCUGAAUUUAUUAUGUCUGAAUGUACCACCAAAUGUGAAGUGAACAUUGUUUUUGCCUAUCUUGUGUUGUUAUUUCUUGCUUUCUUUUAUCGCGAAAGCACAAAAAUUGUGGAAAACCUGCUGGGCCGGAGGACAGAAAGCACACGUGAGGAAUUAGCGUACACGAAUACACACACAAGGGUAGAUUACACUGGAUAAAACACAUCUCCACACACACACACACACACACACACACAGUGACAUUAAUACUGGGAAUUGCAAAACUCGUAGCAAGCAGUUUGUGUGUUUGUGCUUCUCGACAUCACCUCGGAAUUGUUGGAAAAAUGUACACAACCUCCGUGUCUGCGUCAUCUGGGUGUGAGGUGACCGUACGCAAUGUUCCCCCUCGCUAAAAUAGAAUCAUCUAUGGUAUGUUUGCUGCUUUAGUUUUGCCCUGGAGCUACACGGCUAGUGGAGCUGCUAAUUAAAGACAAUCUGUCUCACCCAAAAUCAUUAUCAAAAAUAUUUACCCAGAAUGUCUUUCUCCUUACAUCAACGACGCACAUAAUCCGUUUAUAUGGAGCGUCCAUCAUACAAGUCUCUGUGCAAGACUGAAACUUCCUAUUGAAACUAUUACAACUAGUGUAUUAAUAUAAACCUGACCGGUCGAACUACACUUUCUUACUUUUUAGAAGAUUAAUCGAUACGUUCUGACCAAUCAGAAUUGAGAAUUCGACAGCACUGUGGUAUUUUUAACAAGCAGUUUUGUGAAUAAGUUCAAAGUGGAGCUGUGUUGUCGUCCGUAUCAUUUCCAGCUCUCGGGGUUAAAAUUCUUAGUAGGCGGGGCCAAGGCAGGGUUCAGGGUGGAGUUUAAAGGCACUACUGAAAAAGUUUGCAAAUUAAUUUUUUUGUUGUUGUUGUUGUUGUUUUUAAAGUAGAUAUGGUGUUCCCUGUUGGGGGAAAAAAAAAAAAAACUAUAGAAACCCUCAUAGAAGUUGUAAUGGUUUUAAUGGGAACUGUAAUGGCCUUUGUGGGUCUCUACUGGUUUUGUUUUUUUUUUUUGUUUUUUUUUUUUGCCUUUUAUUGAUGGUGUGUUAUGUUUAGUGGAUACCAUUAAGGACUUUUAAUGGUAAUGGCUCUAAUGGUUUGUAAUGGAAACCAUUAGAAAUUCUGUGAUGAUUUCUAUUGGGUUUUGGGUUUUUUUUUUCCAGCAGGGUUGUCAGAGUAAUAUAAGCACAAGAACCCAAGUUAUGAAAUCUUGUGACAUUCCCUUAUUUUUAUUUUUAACACCAAUGCAUCCGUGCUAAUCCGGAUCACAUUCCAUGUUUUCCAUGACCUGGAACAAUAUCAAGAAAAUAAAAUAAAAUAAAAAAAGAAGAGAGAAAUCAGGAAACAGUCUAGCUUUGAGUUUUUCCACACCCUGCUAAAGGGUGGAACGAUACCAAAGUGCAUUAAGGGACGGGAAAAAAAAGGUGCUUCUGAUUUUCCAAGAUGGCCGCCCUAAUUACGAUACAGUGCUCAGCUCCACUGUGAAGAUUUCUUCGUGUAUGUAAUCGACAGUAAGUCACACUGUGUCCUAAACCCCUGCAUUAAGCACCGAACGUAGUCUGAAUCACAAUCGUUUUACACAAAAGAUGUUUAGGUGAGUCUGACUUUCAUUGCUUGCUAGCUACAUUAGCGUUACAGCUCCAGAACAAAACUAUAAGAAGCUAACUUUGGACACCACACAAGUCUUGACUGGUUAAUUGUGUAGAAAAUUGAUUAUAUUUAUAUUUUCUUUCCGAAAAAAACAAAGAAUCACUCUGACUCAUUAUAGAAGACAUUGUGUGUGGACACCGUUUCUACCAUUAUCCUCACAUCACGAUCGAACCCUUAACCUCGUUUUAAUUAGCACUUCGGUAUCGAGAUGAACCUUGUUCGUCUCGGAAAAGAGGAGGUUAAUGGUGUAAGAAAGAUCAACGGCAUGCCUUGUCAUUUCAUGUCAUGUAAGAGAUCCAAAGAGGGACGGACUCGGGUCUGUAACACUAUGACCAAAGGGAUAUGCGAUCACCUGCUACCGUGAAUACAGCUCCAAAUGGCUGGCUUAUUAGCUUGCAGAAACGAGCAACGAUAAAACCCCUCCAUCUUUUCCAUCUCAGUCAAAGGCAAGCCCUCGUUCCACACCGCGAGACUCUUAGACACUUUCCCGUAUUGUUCUUUUGAACAUUUGAGGCCAUUAUAGCGGAUAUUUUUGAACACCAUUCCCAUCAAGAUAGACAUUUCUUUUAAACAACAGUCACAUAUUAGUGUUUAUUUUUUUCCCAAACAUAAUGAUUAUAACAUAAUUAAUUGUUAAUAUAUUGUAUUUGUAUGUAAAUAAUAAAUGCAAAUAAUUAAAUGUAAAUGUUAAACAUAUAAGUAAGAUUUGA
Messenger RNA from Ictalurus punctatus (channel catfish), 5590 nucleotides. RefSeq names its product mannosidase, alpha, class 1A, member 1 (gene man1a1). NCBI's taxonomy places the organism in Eukaryota, Metazoa, Chordata, Actinopteri, Siluriformes, Ictaluridae. Gene Ontology annotation, biological process: N-glycan processing; carbohydrate metabolic process. The coding region runs from base 204 to 2063 and encodes 619 amino acids. Gene Ontology annotation, molecular function: calcium ion binding; mannosyl-oligosaccharide 1,2-alpha-mannosidase activity. The record is from RefSeq and is a predicted model, not a curated record. The transcript is spliced from 12 exons. Gene Ontology annotation, cellular component: endoplasmic reticulum; Golgi membrane; extracellular exosome.